This is a messenger RNA of Myotis lucifugus (little brown bat), 1605 nucleotides long. RefSeq names its product forkhead box A1 (gene FOXA1). Gene Ontology annotation, biological process: cell differentiation; anatomical structure morphogenesis; regulation of transcription by RNA polymerase II. The record is from RefSeq and is a predicted model, not a curated record. Gene Ontology annotation, molecular function: RNA polymerase II cis-regulatory region sequence-specific DNA binding; transcription factor binding; protein domain specific binding. Lineage: Eukaryota; Metazoa; Chordata; Mammalia; Chiroptera; Vespertilionidae.
CUCGCCCCCUUGCGGCCUGCCUGUCGCUUUGCACAGGGCUGUAUGGUUGCAUCGGGGAAGGGUGACUCCAGGAUGUUAGGAACUGUGAAGAUGGAAGGGCAUGAGAGCAGCGACUGGAACAGCUACUACGCGGACACGCAGGAGGCCUAUUCCUCAGUCCCGGUCAGCAACAUGAACUCGGGCCUGGGCUCCAUGAAUUCCAUGAACACCUACAUGACUAUGAACACCAUGACCACAAGCGGCAACAUGACCCCAGCUUCGUUCAAUAUGUCCUACGCAAAUCCGGGCCUGGGCGCCGGCCUGAGCCCUGGCACGGUGGCUGGCAUGCCUGGGGGCUCCGCGGGCAUGAACAGCAUGACAGCCGCGGGAGUGACGGCCAUGGGGACGACGCUGAGCCCAGCGUUCAUGGGCGCCAUGGGCGCGCAGCCUGCGGCCUCCAUGAACGGCCUGGGCCCCUACGCCGCAGCCAUGAACCCCUGCAUGAGCCCCAUGGCCUACGCGCCGUCCAACCUGGGCCGCAGCCGGGCCGGGGGCAGUGGCGACGCCAAGACUUUCAAGCGCAGCUACCCUCAUGCCAAGCCGCCCUACUCCUACAUCUCGCUCAUCACCAUGGCCAUCCAGCAGGCCCCCAGCAAGAUGCUCACGCUGAGUGAGAUCUACCAGUGGAUCAUGGACCUCUUCCCCUAUUACCGGCAGAACCAGCAGCGCUGGCAGAACUCCAUCCGCCACUCGCUGUCCUUCAACGACUGCUUCGUCAAAGUGGCGCGCUCCCCCGACAAGCCGGGCAAGGGCUCCUACUGGACGCUGCACCCGGACUCCGGCAACAUGUUUGAAAACGGCUGUUACCUGCGCCGCCAGAAGCGCUUCAAGUGCGAGAAGCAGCCUGGGGCCGGGGGCGGGAGCGGGGGCAGUGGUGGCGCCAAGGGCGGGCCUGAGAGUCGGAAGGACCCCUCGGCCUCGGCCAACAGCAGCGGGGACUCACCCCUUCAUCGAGGGGUUCACGGUAAGGCCGGCCAGCUAGAGGGCGCACCGGCCCCGGGGCCCACUGCCAGCCCCCAGACUCUGGACCACAGCGGGGCGACGGCGACAGGGGGCGCCUCGGAGUUGAAGACUCCAGCCUCCUCAGCUGCGCCCCCGAUCAGCUCCGGGCCUGGGGCUCUGGUAUCUGUGCCCCCCUCCCACCCAGUGCAUGGUCUGGCACCCCACGAGUCCCAGCUCCACCUGAAAGGGGACCCCCACUACUCCUUCAACCACCCCUUCUCCAUCAACAACCUCAUGUCCUCGGAUCAGCAGCACAAGCUGGACUUCAAGGCAUAUGAGCAGGCGAUACAGUACUCACCCUACAGCGCCUCAUUGCCUGCCAGCCUGCCACUGGGCAGCGCGUCGGUGGCCACCAGGAGCCCCAUUGAGCCCUCAGCCCUGGAGCCGGCCUACUACCAAGGUGUGUAUUCCAGACCUGUCCUAAACACUUCCUAGCUGUCCUAGACUAGGGGUUUGUUUGUCGUGACCAUGCUGGUAGCAGGAGAGGGGGGAAACAGCAGCAAACAAAACCAUACAUACCAAGCUGACAACAGCAGAAUAAAAUACCAACUAUUUUUAUUUCUU